Nicotiana attenuata is the source of this 2686-nucleotide messenger RNA. RefSeq names its product KH domain-containing protein HEN4. The record is from RefSeq and is a predicted model, not a curated record. The transcript has 8 exons. Bases 73 to 2040 code for a protein of 655 amino acids. Gene Ontology annotation, cellular component: nucleus; cytoplasm. NCBI's taxonomy places the organism in Eukaryota, Viridiplantae, Streptophyta, Magnoliopsida, Solanales, Solanaceae. Gene Ontology annotation, biological process: regulation of gene expression. Gene Ontology annotation, molecular function: mRNA binding.
AUAUAGCGCGAAUUAAAAACCUCACGAAUCCAUAUUACUGCCUCUCUUCUCUUUCAACGCUUUUUCCCUUUCAUGGACGCAUCCUUCGCGCAGAAGCGACAGCUGGACUCCACCACAGCAGAUACUUCCACUGUUUCCACUCCCACCAAGCGCCGCCACCAAUUACAGUCUUCCUCUGCAACUCCGCCAUCCAAUACCUUCCGUACACCACCGCCGCCUCCUUUUCUGAAGCUCGCUCCUGGUGAAGCCUUUUUCCGUAUCCUAUGUCCGGCGGAAAAAACUGGUGGCGUCAUUGGCAAAGGCGGCGUCAUCAUCCGCCAAGUCCGAGAGGAGACCGGAGCCAAAAUUCGCAUUGACGAUUCACUUCCCGGCUGCGAUGAGCGCGUUAUUGUUAUAAUAGCCGACUCGACGAAGAAAGAGUGCAGCUCGGCUGCUAAUUCCAGUGUCGAAGAAUUAGCAAAUUUGGACGACGAGUCAUCGUCAUCGCAGGCUCAGCGGGCGUUGAUUAGAGUUUUCGAGAGGAUAUUGAAGGUGGACGAGGAGCGGAACGCGGAAGGGGAGGGGAGGAAGGAUGAAUGUAGCGAUGUGUGGGGUCCACAGGGAGUGGUUAUUUGUAGGCUGUUAGCACCGAGUAAUCAGGUUGGCAGCGUGCUUGGCAGAGGGGGGAAGAUUAUUGAGAAGAUAAGACUGGAGGCUGGAGCUCAAGUUAGGGUUUUGCCUAAAGAUCAGUUGCCUGCUUGUGCUUCACCUGGUGACGAGUUAAUUCAGAUAACUGGAAGCUUUUCAGCUGUGAGAAAAGCUCUUUUGUCUGUUUCAAGUUGUCUUCAGGAUAACUCGAGGAUAGAUUCAGUAAAUGCCUCUACCCCAAAAUUUUCAGGAAUGUCACAAACUGGAACUGGUUAUCACACUCCAGAUCAGUUUUCAAGGAGUUCUGGUGUUGAAAGUGCUGGAAUCAACCACAGGAUGAUCUUGGAGGAAGAGAUCGUGUUUAAGGUGUUGUGUCCGGUUGACAAAGUUGGAAACUUGAUAGGAAAAGGAGGCUCAAUUAUAAGGGUGAUGCAGAAUGAAACUGGUGCAUCUAUCAAGAUUGCUGAUUCAGCAUCUGAUUUAGAUGAAAGAGUUGUUGUGAUAUCUGCAAGGGAGAACCCCGAGCAAAGACAUUCCCCUGCUCAGGAAGCUCUUAUUCGUGUACAGGCCAGAAUUGCUGAGAUUGGAUUUGAACCAGGAGCUGCAGUUGUUUCAAGGCUUCUGGUACAUGCACGUCACAUGAGUUGUCUCUUUGGUAAUGGAAGUAUUCUAAUUGCUGAAUUGCGACGACUCACUGGUGCUAGUAUACGUAUUUUUCCUAGAGAACAUUCUCCAAAAUAUGGUUCCCACACUGAAGAAGUUUUACAGGUUAUUGGGAGCAUGCACUCUGUCCAGGAUGCUUUGUUCCAAAUUACUUGUAGGAUUCGUGAUACAAUGUUUCCUAUGAAGCCACAUAUUUCAAAUAUUGCCCCUUCACAUUUUCCCUCCUAUUCUGAAAUUCCAUCCCCAUCAUUCAGGCCAAGGCACGAUCCUGCUUCUCCUAGUUACCGCUCACCUGCUGGCUACCCUCAUGACCGUGAUGUUUAUUCAGAUCGUGCUCCCCGUUUCCAUGGCUAUGAGAGACAAGGACAUGUUCCAUUUUUUGAUAGACCUCCUUCACCUGGAAGAUGGGGUCCUCAGGCAGUCAAUUCUAGAUAUACAGCUGGAGUGGCUGAUUUAAGUGGAAGCUUUGCCUUGAAGAAUGGUCAGAGUGGCAGUGAGACGGCAACACCUAAUUUGCCAGGCAUUGUUAUUGAAGUGGUAAUUCCUCAGAUGUUGUUAAAACAUGUUUAUGGAGAGGAUUCUAGCAACCUUAGUGAUAUAAAAAGGAUUUCAGGUGCUAAGAUAGUAGUUCAUGAUCCUGUAGCCGCCGGUUCUACAGAAGGCACUGUUGUUGUGUCGGGGACACCAGAUCAAGCACGAGCUGCUCAGAGCCUUAUUCAUGCCUUCAUUUUAUCUGAGCAGAAUAUGUAGAACUUCCUUCUUUAUUCAUCUUCCUAGAGGUAACCUAUGUGGUGGUUCAAUUCAGUUGACACGUAUUUGUGAUCGUAAAAUAAGUGUAAAUAAUUCUCAGAACCUGUGGGCAAGACAUAAGGUAUGUGAGAAUUUUCUCUCGAGGGGCUAAAGAGAGAAAGCCUUAAUGAAGUGGAAAGAAAGAGAAUAUAGAAAAAGAUGCUUUGGGAAGGAAAAAAGUUAGCUGUCUUUUCCAUCAUAUUUGGAUAUUGGAGUAUUUUGCAGGCAAAACCUGUGCAAGUCUACAUAGGAAACGACGAGCACAUGAAUUUAUCAGUUCAUAUGAUUCUUGUAGCAUGUGGAGCUCUAUCAUGUGGGUCUGUAAGAAACACAAGACGUAGAUGUACCCUUCUAUUAGUUUUAAAUCCUUGUGAUUUCCUUUCGCUUGAUAAAUAGGUAGUAAAAAAUGUUGAGUCUUUACAUGUUGCUAACACUCUGUUGAGCGUCGAAUUGCUUGGACACUUAUCAUAUGCGUGAACAAUCAUAGAAUUGUAUAUUGUUUAUUAGUAUUAGAGUAGACAUUUAUUGAACUGUUCGGUUACUUUAAUGUGACCAAAAAAAGAUUUGUGCCUCUACUGUUGUAAUGGAUAUAGCCUGGUUAUGUUAA